Messenger RNA from Recurvomyces mirabilis, 2001 nucleotides. RefSeq lists its product as uncharacterized. Bases 1 to 2001 code for a protein of 666 amino acids. The record is from RefSeq and is a predicted model, not a curated record. NCBI's taxonomy places the organism in Eukaryota, Fungi, Ascomycota, Dothideomycetes, Mycosphaerellales, Teratosphaeriaceae. The transcript is spliced from 2 exons.
AUGGGCUCAGCAUACGACCCGCACAAUGAGAAGAAAGACGUUAUUGAAAGUGUCCGCCCAGUCACUGCUGCCGAGUCGGACGAAGAGAGCAAUCUCGAUCAGCCGGAAUGGCAGCCGGGCUGGAAGGCAAGAUUCCCUAUACUAGGAUUUGGAGCACUGGUGAUCGUGGUACUGUGUGCAGUGGCCGACAUACUCGUCCUGCACUUCUCGGACCAAAAGUCACAAACGGACUGGCCGAAGAAGAUCGCACCUAACGUCAUCCUUUCGGGAUUGAACAGCUUGUCUAGCAUUUGCUUCAGUAUUGCAAUCGGCAACGGCAUCGCCAUCGCUUGGUGGCGACGAGCACUCAAGGGCUCCACUAUCCAGGAUCUCCAUCGAAGCUGGUCCUUCUCGACCUCGCUGAAAGAAGUGGCUGUCGCUGGCAAAUACUUCAAUGUCAUCGCGCUCGCGGCUCUUACUACCAAGCUGACUAUCAUCGACAAUGUCCUCAUGCAGCGAGCCACGACUACCUAUGUUGGCACUGACAAGCCUGUCCAUAUGAUAAUACAAGGCUCUGCCAACAUUUCCAUCCCAACCACAGGUCAGACAUCUGGACGGUCCGCUGAGCCUGGACUCAUGACUAAAGCCUUCAGUGACGAUAUCAAGGCCUGGGCUCAAUCACCGCUGUCUAUGCCCGGCUGGGGCUUUCCUGGCUGUGAAGGUUUCUGUUUUCUGGAGAUCGAUGCUGCAGGCUUCGAAUUUGACUGCUCUGAACCGACCUCAACAGCAGUCGACUAUGGCGUUCAAGUGAAAGCGGCAGUAGCGGCGCAGAGCAGCAGCACUUCCGCCAGCUCGAGUAGUGACUUCUCGUCCAACAGCACCGACAGCUCGUCCAAUGAGACUUCGACCGUCCGACGCAGACAGGACAUCACCUCCUCCAGUAGCGUUAGCAACACCUCUGCGACAGUCUUCAGCAUAAGCUUCGACAAACAGUAUUCGCCUUACGACGAGAACAUCGGAGCAAACCUCACAAUGGACAUAUCAUACACCCAAGCUAACGACGACCUGAGCGACCCCAAUAUCUGCCCGGGAACCCUUUACCAACAGUCUUGCGUCCUUCGGCCAGCCUUGAUCUCCUACCCAGCCUUCAUAACCUACGACCCGCAAUCCACCACCGACGCCGCACUGAGCCUAGGCACAACGUAUGGAAUGUGGAGCAACCCAACCCUCUCCGGCAUCCCCGUCCCCAAAUUCUCCCAGGCCCAGAAACAACAAGAAGGCUUCAGAGUCUUAAAGUACAUCCCCACAGUCGAAACACACAACACAGGCUUGCCCACGGAAUCCUACCUGGCGGGCAUCCAGCAAGGCCUGCGCAUGUAUCUUGGCGCGUCAUCCUCUUUCAGCUUCGGUGGUGCGACAGGAGAAUUUCAAAUUGAUCAGGGUGGUGCUAGUCCGCAGUACCUCAUGAACUCUCCCAUUCCGUCACAAUGUGGGUACAAGUACGCAGAUCCCAUGAGCCCCGACGAGGGCGCGAAUGUGCAGAGUGUGGUGGCUGCGAUCAACCAGAUUAUGUUUAGUUUGGCUACGGGCAUGGGGGUUUAUGCGCAGCAGCCGGCGAGUCUGUCGUUCGUGAAUGAUGGCGUGAGAGACUUCAAGGCUCUGGGGGUCAAGUUGGAGGUGCAUUAUGAGACCAAUACCGCCUACAUGAUCGGUGCGGUGGUGUCGAUCUUCGUUUGCGUAGCGCUGGUCCUGCCAGUGUACUGGGGCUACUGGCAGCUGGGCCGUAAGGUUAGUCUGGGACCGUUCGAGGUCGCUCAUGCCUUCCGCUCGCCUAUGAUGAAUGCACCAGCCGUCAACGGCACGAUUGAUGAGCUGAUGCGGGACGUCGGGCCGAGGAAAGUGCAGUUUGGACAGAUUGUGGCGGGCGAUGCCAAGGGUGUGCUUGGGGUCGCUGAGCCGGAGUAUGUUGCCAAGGUCGAGCCUACGGCGGGAAGCGUUGGAGGCUCUAGUAGGAGUGCUUAG